GCGCUUCCCUCGAUCACAAACGUUGCUCGACCGGCAUUCAUCACUGACUGACUGCAGGGCACUGGUCUGCCUUCCGGACCGGAGAGUGAGAGUGGCUGAGGGUGCCUUCCAAAAUAGUGUCCAAAUCUAGUCAAAUAUACAUUGUGGGUCUUUAGUGUCUUUAAAGUGCUCGUUGAGACCUUAACCGCGAGUGACCGAAGUUGCGUGGAACGGAAAGUGCGUCGAGGCGAUUUGAAGACGGUGUACUGAGUGGGUACCGGUUCCAAGUGAAGUGCGAGCACGCGUUCCAAGCAUUUAGAGCACCUGUUGCUUCCGAAGCAAGGAAAGAGAGAUGAAGAUUGCCAAACUGCAACGACAAUGGGUACUGCUGAAUACACUGGUGAUCCUGCCAUGGGUAUCGUGUCAGAGGCUCGAUGCACACCGCAGCAGCCAUCGGAACACCGAAUUCCCAGCGGUUCGGCCAAGGCGGGCCAUAUCCUUCCGGAACGAUGACACUCGACGGGCGGCCGGUCUGUUCGGAGACUACGAUAGUGCCGAGGUCGACUACAAUCCAUCGCCGAGCCGAGGACGUUUCGGUUACAACAGGGACUUCUACUUCGACUAUUCACGAGAUUUACCGACCACCACUCGGCGCAGUCUGUCGUUAGUUCGGGAGCGUCCUCGGAGUAAUGAAGCUGCAGGAGGCGAGGAGUUUUCAUAUAGAGAGAAGGACAAGAAUGGCCCAUCCAACUGGGACAAGAUUGCACCGCAGUGCGGAGGCAAAUAUCAGAGUCCAAUCAUGUUGAAUACGAGUAGUGCGUUGUUUGUCCGGAAUAAGAGACCGUUACAACUGAUCGGUCAAACCAACCUUCCACAAUCGAUCAGACUGCAAAACGAUGGCCAUUCGGCCAAAUUCACAUACGUCUGGCGUAAUGGAGAACGUCCGUACAUUCGAGGUGGUCCCCUCAAGACCAAAUAUUACUUUGAGCAGUUCCACUUCCACUGGGGAGCAAACAGCUCGGUUGGAUCGGAACACGUUUUGGACUUCCAUCGGUACCCGAUGGAGUUGCAUCUGCUCUUCUACAAUGCCUUGUACUCCUCAUUUGAAGAAGCUCGCUCAGAAGUGGACGGCCUAGCAGUGGUUGGACUGUUCUACGAAUUGUACGAAGUCAACGAUGAACCCCUCAACACUUGGACUCGUUUCCUGCAGGAAAUUAUUACCCCCGAAUCGGAGUUCACCAUCCAAUUCAUCGACACCUUCCCGCUGUACGACCUGAUCGGAGACGUCGAGUGGCCAUACUUCUCGUACGAGGGAAGUCUGACAACGCCACCAUGUCUGGAGACGGUAACCUGGAUCGUGUCAGCCAAACCCCUGCUUAUCACGCCGCGGGAAAUUCGCGAGUUCCGAAAGAUUCGAACCAGAAACGGCCCGAUGGUGAACAACUACCGCCCGAUUCAGAAGCUGUACAAUCGCCGAGUCUACCGGUACUGAGACACCAGAUGGUUGCGGUUUCUGCGAGUGAUAAACAAAUGCAUUUCAGAAGGAAGAUUUCAGCCGUUUUAGUUUUAGAUAGCUCAAUACCAAAACCAAAGUAUUCGCUUCCGAGCGGGCAUUAGUCGAUAAGUUUAUCGUUUACAACAGCAUUCUAAGGCAUUGUCGAAGAGAGAAUUGAGGAAAUCGUUAGGGAAAUUAUCUGAGAGGUGUUAAGUAAUGGAAAGAUUUGUGUUCCACCGAAUGUUCUAAACCAAAGCAGUUUUUCUUCAUUCCUUAUGAGACAUUUCCAUAAUUAUUUUGCACGGAUCAAACAAGAAUACACAGUGUUUGGAAUACA
This is a messenger RNA of Aedes aegypti (yellow fever mosquito), 1811 nucleotides long. Its product is annotated as carbonic anhydrase 2. The record is from RefSeq and is a predicted model, not a curated record. Gene Ontology annotation, molecular function: zinc ion binding; carbonate dehydratase activity. Gene Ontology annotation, cellular component: cytoplasm. The transcript has 3 exons. Lineage: Eukaryota; Metazoa; Arthropoda; Insecta; Diptera; Culicidae. The coding region runs from base 332 to 1471 and encodes 379 amino acids.